Molecule: messenger RNA, 2521 nt
Organism: Dryobates pubescens (Downy woodpecker)
Lineage: Eukaryota; Metazoa; Chordata; Aves; Piciformes; Picidae
Gene: DES
Product: desmin
Exons: 8
Coding region: 100-1323 (407 amino acids)
Biological process (GO): skeletal muscle organ development
Cellular component (GO): intermediate filament; Z disc; cell-cell junction
Source: RefSeq, a predicted model, not a curated record
CGGCACGGGUCCCCUCCCGACGCCUCGCCGAGGACGCCGGCCGUUCGCCAGCCCCGCCGCCUGCUCCCUGCUCCGGCCUCGCCACCCCACGCUGCCACCAUGAGCCAGUCCUACUCCUCCAGCCAGCGGGUCUCUUCCUACCGCCGCACCUUCGGCGGCGGCUCCCCGGUCUUCUCCCGUGCCUCUUUCGGGGGCAAGGGCAGCAGCGGAAGCUCCGUCACCUCCCGCGUCUACCAGGUGUCCCGCACCUCGGCCGUCCCCAGCCUGUCCAGCUUCCGCACCACCCGUGUGACGCCCCUGCGCUCUUACCAAAGCGCCUAUCAAGGUGCCGGUGAGUUGCUGGACUUCAGCCUGGCCGAUGCCAUGAACCAGGAGUUCCUUCAGACCCGCACCAAUGAGAAAGUGGAGCUGCAAGAGCUCAAUGACCGCUUCGCCAACUACAUCGAGAAGGUGCGCUUCCUGGAGCAGCAGAAUGCCCUGAUGGUGGCCGAGGUGAACCGCCUGCGGGGCAAGGAGCCCACCCGUGUGGCUGAGAUGUACGAAGAGGAGCUGCGAGAGCUACGGCGCCAGGUGGACCUGCUCACCAACCAGCGCGCCCGAGUCGAAGUCGAGCGUGACAAUCUGCUCGAUGACCUGCAGAAGCUCAAGCAGAGGCUACAAGAAGAGAUCCAGCUGAAGGAGGAGGCUGAGAACAACCUGGCUGCUUUCAGAGCUGAUGUGGAUGCAGCCACAUUGGCACGCAUUGACCUGGAAAGGCGCAUCGAGUCCCUGCAGGAGGAGAUUGCCUUCCUCAAGAAGGUUCACGAAGAGGAAAUCAGGGAGCUGCAGGCUCAGCUGCAGGAACAGCACAUCCAGGUGGAGAUGGACGUCUCCAAGCCCGACCUGACAGCUGCACUGCGGGACAUCCGUGCUCAGUAUGAGAGCAUCGCUGCCAAGAACAUUGCUGAGGCUGAGGAGUGGUACAAGUCCAAGGUGAAUGACCUGACACAGGCAGCAAACAAGAAUAACGAUGCACUGCGGCAGGCCAAACAGGAGAUGUUGGAGUACCGGCACCAGAUCCAGUCCUACACCUGUGAGAUUGAUGCUCUCAAGGGCACGAACGACUCACUGAUGCGUCAGAUGCGGGAGAUGGAGGAGCGCUUUGCAGGGGAGGCUGGUAGCUACCAGGACACCAUUGCUCGGCUGGAGGAGGAGAUCCGGCACCUGAAGGAUGAGAUGGCUCGCCACCUGCGCGAGUAUCAGGACCUGCUCAAUGUCAAGAUGGCCCUGGAUGUGGAGAUUGCCACAUACCGCAAGCUGCUGGAGGGCGAGGAGAGCCGGUGAGUGGCAGGAGGGGCAAGACAAGGUGGAGGGACUAGCAGGUGAAUUGCGGGCCCCACGCUUUGAGCAGACACCUGAGGGCCAGGGCUGGCUGGCACUGAGUUCUCCCUUCUGUGUCCCCACAGGAUCAACAUCCCCAUGCACCAGACCUUUGCCUCUGCGCUCAAUUUCCGAGAGACCAGCCCAGAGCAACGCGGCUCUGAGGUGCACACCAAAAAGACCGUGAUGAUCAAAACGAUCGAAACCCGUGAUGGGGAGGUGGUGAGCGAGGCAACCCAGCAGCAGCACGAAGUGCUGUAGAGGAGGCUGCUCUGGCAGCCCACAGGCACCUUCCAUCCCUGCCUCCGUCCCGACGCCAAGCCCCCCUCCUGCCCCCACCUUGUCCCCGGCACUCCCCUGGCAUUGCCUGAGGGGUCUCCCCCUGUGCAAUUGCCUCCGGGCUCCUUGCAUGCCCCAGGCUCUCUCCCUUGGCUUCAAAACGCUCGCUCUGCUUUUGCAGCUUCGCAGCAGCAACGCCAGCAUCAGGAUCAGGCCCGGGCCGGGGAAGGGGGGUGGCAGGAGGGAGGGAGGCAGGGGACAGGCAGGAGGGGCUGGGGGGAGCAGGUGGUGGCCUGGGACAGCUCCCCAGAGAGCUGGACGGUCCCAGCAGCAGGUUCUGCAUCCCCCCACAGUCCCCUCCCCGCACCAGGCAUGGGCUUGGGGUUCAUCCUGCGGGAUCAGGGACCCAUCCCCUGUCCUCCCGCACCAGCACCACCGGCCUCCCCAGAGCUGGCACUUCUCUGGGUGCAUGGUGGCGGUGCCAGGGAUGGGGAGAACUGAGGUCCAGGCCAAGCCCCCUGUUCUCCACCUGGGUCCAAGCCAAGGUGUUCCCAACCUGCAUUCCUCCCUGCCCAGGGGAGCUGGGGUCCUACUCUCCCCCCUGGCCCGAGAGGCAGCCCCUUGGGGCAGAGAAGGGCAGCGCCCACCCCCAUCAUGGGGACCCCCAGCAGCAGAGGCCAGGCUUGUGAGCCAAGAGGGUACUCGUAGGUGGACACAGGAGAGAGGAGGAGUGAAUGAGUGGGAGAGAGGGGUGAGAGAAGGAGAAGAGCCGGAGAGAGGCCUGGGGGUCAGGGCAGGUGCCUCCACCCCUUGCCCCACAGCACCCCCACCCCACUGCGUCUAUAUGACUCUUCAGACGGCUGAAAUAAACAGUGGAGCAUCA